This is a messenger RNA of Racocetra persica, 341 nucleotides long. The record is from the annotation of a GenBank genome assembly. NCBI's taxonomy places the organism in Eukaryota, Fungi, Glomeromycota, Glomeromycetes, Diversisporales, Gigasporaceae.
UCUCCCAGGAAAUGUUCGUCAUGCUCGUCGUUCUGGCAAUAAUGCCUUAUAUGAGGCCUUGGGGGUGGUCCAAGAUGAGAAUAGUCGUUUACUUUGGUUGGUGGCCUUACAGAGAAGAAGAAUACAAAGUUUGGAGACAGAAUUGGUAGAGUUGAGGGCUAAUGCGGUUUCAAGAGUACAGAACGGGUGGAUGUUGGAGCAGUGGUAUAAUCGAUUGUUAGAUGAAAGAAAUAGGUUGAGGGCAAGGUUGGCAAAUGAUGAGGAGGAAUUAAGAAGGUUAAAGACAGAGGAAAGAAGAAGGAAGAGAAAUAAUAAUAAUAGGGAUAGAAUAUCGGGUUUUG